This is a messenger RNA of Salvia splendens (bonfire salvia), 1029 nucleotides long. RefSeq lists its product as uncharacterized. The record is from RefSeq and is a predicted model, not a curated record. NCBI's taxonomy places the organism in Eukaryota, Viridiplantae, Streptophyta, Magnoliopsida, Lamiales, Lamiaceae. The coding region runs from base 501 to 797 and encodes 98 amino acids. The transcript has 3 exons.
UGGGCUGAUGGGCCGUCAUUGCUGUUGGGCUUGUUUAGUACGCACCCCAUCAACAGCAAACCAGCUCACAAAAUACUAAUAAUAGAAAUUAUAAUUUGUUUCGGUGAAUUCUAGUGAUUAAGUCACACGAAUGCAUAACGAGAAAACCUGGAUGUAGUGAGAUGAAUGCUGCGUCUCCUUUUGGUAUGCAGACUGAGAUUUCUGGGAUGGCAGCAUGACCUAUCCGGCGGGGCUUUCAGAGAAUUGGUAGCAACAAUUUGGCAAUUAAAGUAGAUAUUUAUUCGACGAAGAUCAACUACUUCCAUUUUUGCAACGAAACACACUCUACUCUCCUAUCCCCUCUCCGUAGCUUCUAUUGUACCGUAUUUUUUUUUUAAUUUCUUUUUUCCCAAAAUAUUGAUGUAAAUAAUUAAUUAUCGGAAGGCGAAAGAUAAUUUAAAAAGCCCUAAACUGAUAAGGGAUAAAUUAGGAUAAGGAAGAGCGGCUGAGGAGAAAUAGAUAUGGAGAAGUACUUCGGAAACGCUUAUCGGGGCGACCCGGGAGUUCCUCACGCUGAUCCGGAAAGGUUCGUGAACAUAUGGAUCGGGUCCGCCGCCUUCUCCGCCCUUACCUGGAUUAACCCUUACAUGUGGACUCUCUCCAACCAAUUCAAUUGGCAUGACAAAGCAAUGCUUUUUGAACAAUAUCACUGGAAGAAAGCGCGUGCCAAGAAUCAACCAUAUCAAUUCCAGUGGAAUCAAAUGGACAAAAAAGUGCGAGACUCAUACUACUUCAAUUGGCCUGUCUACUUCCCAUAGUCUUCUUCAGCACCAGAAGCCUUCUUCUUUUACUGGAGAUUACUAUCUUAGAGAAGUAGGCAUAAAAAUUUCCCUCCCUUCAAAAGAAUACAACUGUAGUCCGGAUCGUUGUCUUCAUGUCUUGUUAAAUUCCCUUUUUGAACCAAAUUCUUAUUUGGUGUCUGGUUAUGGUUCCAUCAACUUUAUGCUACAUUCAAUCUUUAGCCAUGAAUAUUACAACCUGGAUUCUAUA